This is a messenger RNA of Protopterus annectens (West African lungfish), 6628 nucleotides long. RefSeq names its product ubiquitin specific peptidase 7 (gene USP7). Gene Ontology annotation, biological process: protein deubiquitination; regulation of protein stability. Gene Ontology annotation, cellular component: nucleus; cytosol. The transcript has 34 exons. The record is from RefSeq and is a predicted model, not a curated record. NCBI's taxonomy places the organism in Eukaryota, Metazoa, Chordata, Ceratodontiformes, Protopteridae. Gene Ontology annotation, molecular function: cysteine-type endopeptidase activity; cysteine-type deubiquitinase activity; protein binding.
UUAAAACAGCACUCACUAGUUGUGGUGAGGAUAACUUGAAUUCAAGGUUCCGCAACCCAGGUCAGUAGCCGGUUUGUUUCUCACGCGGCGGUACUGUGUAUAGCGAUGCGGAUGUGCCGCCAUCUUAAAGCGCUGCGUUGCGUCACACUAGGGGGAGAGAGAGAGAGAGUGAAAGAUCAGACGGCUCGAAACACAGAAUUAAACAGCAAGCUCACUCCUGUCAGUGAUUAACAACGUGGUCCGAUAGAUAGCUUUAUUAUACACUUCAAGGUUGUGUGUAUCCACAUUGUAAUUAGGCCUUACAUCCCGAAUCAACCCAGAACCGUUUAUGGUCACAUAAACAGCGCCAGACUGAGAGAGGGAAGCGGGCGCUGGGGUUUAGGUUUGCGGCUACACUAAACAGGCCGCAUUGGGUCUGUGAAGAGCGUAAUAAUUUUCUCUGGUGCUUUUUGGCAGUUUUUCCCCACUCACUGCAGUUUCUGUGUAGCUGGUCUGCACGCGAGCAGUGCCAGUUUCAGCAGUGGGGGUGCCGGAGGAAGAAGCCGACGGCGCCCGCGAGUUAGGGGCUGCUGUUCGGGGCCCGCCGUCCCGGUUCCAGCGAUUUUUACUCCAUUUGAAUUUUUUGUCUUCUCCGGUGGGAGGUUGGCGAGUUUUCCCCCGUUCGGCAAGGGGAACCGCGAAGCCCUCGCCUCCCACAACCGACGCAGAGAUUGGGCGAAUAGCGAGUAAAUACGUGCGCGUUUCCCUGCCGCCGGCCUCUGUUUCCCUUCCUCCACCACCUGUGACCCUCGCCCUCCCGUCGCCGCCACUGGGAAAGGCCGAGCCUCUACCAGAGGCCCAGCCAGAGCUGCUUUCUACAACUUAUUCUCCUAAAGGCCAGCCAGUCCAGACAGGAUUGCAAGAAAGCUAUACGGAUCAGGAUAGUGAGUUCGAUAUGAAUCAUCACCACCCGCAGCAACAUCCGAAACCUGGGGAGCAGCAACUGAGUGAACCAGAGGAUAUGGAGAUGGAAGGAGACCCAGAUGAUCCACCAAGAAUAAUGCCAAAUGCUGUCAUCAAUGGGAGUGUUGCAAUGGGUGAUGGGCAUAACACAGAAGAAGAUAUGGAAGAUGACACAAGCUGGAGGUCAGAAGCAACGUUUCAGUUUACUGUUGAACGUUUCAGCAGGUUGAGCGAGUCUGUGCUUAGCCCUCCUUGUUUUGUACGUAACCUUCCAUGGAAAAUCAUGGUUAUGCCCCGCUUCUACCCAGACAGACCUCAUCAGAAGAGUGUAGGCUUCUUCUUGCAGUGUAAUGCAGAAUCUGAAUCCACGUCGUGGUCUUGCCAUGCCCAGGCAGUACUGAAGAUAAUUAAUUACAAAGAUGAUGAGAAGUCAUUUAGUCGCAGAAUCAGUCACCUUUUUUUUCACAAGGAGAAUGACUGGGGCUUCUCCAAUUUUAUGGCUUGGAGUGAAGUAACUGAUCCUGAUAAAGGGUUUAUAGAUGAGGACAAGGUUACAUUUGAAGUUUAUGUGCAAGCAGAUGCACCACAUGGAGUUGCGUGGGAUUCAAAGAAGCACACAGGUUAUGUGGGAUUAAAAAAUCAGGGUGCUACUUGUUACAUGAACAGCUUGUUACAAACCUUAUUUUUCACGAACCAGCUUAGACGGGCAGUAUAUAUGAUGCCCACCGAAGGUGACGACUCCUCGAAGAGUGUUCCACUAGCAUUGCAGCGAGUCUUUUAUGAGCUUCAGCAUAGUGAUAAGCCAGUUGGAACUAAAAAGCUUACAAAGUCUUUUGGGUGGGAAACCUUAGACAGUUUCAUGCAGCAUGACGUGCAGGAGCUAUGUAGAGUUCUGCUUGAUAAUGUGGAAAACAAAAUGAAAGGCACUUGUGUAGAAGGUACGAUACCCAAACUGUUCCGAGGGAAGAUGGUGUCUUAUAUUCAAUGCAAGCACGUUGAUUAUCGGUCUGAAAGAAUAGAGGAUUAUUACGAUAUUCAGCUGAGUAUAAAGGGAAAGAAAAACAUAUUCGAGUCUUUUAAAGAUUAUGUAGCUGUGGAACAACUGGAUGGUGACAACAAAUAUGAUGCUGGGGAACAUGGCUUACAGGAGGCUGAGAAAGGUGUUAAAUUCCUAACCUUUCCACCAGUGUUGCACCUUCAGCUUAUGAGGUUUAUGUAUGACCCACAGACCGAUCAAAACAUAAAGAUAAAUGACAGGUUUGAGUUUCCAGAACAGUUGCCGCUGGAUGAGUUUCUUCAAAAGCCAGAUCCAAAAGAUCCUGCCAGUUACAUCUUGCAUGCAGUGUUGGUGCAUAGUGGCGAUAACCAUGGCGGACAUUAUGUGGUGUAUCUAAAUCCUAAAGGUGAUGGCAAAUGGUGUAAGUUUGAUGAUGAUGUGGUGUCAAGAUGUACAAAAGAAGAAGCAAUUGAACACAACUAUGGAGGCCAUGAUGAUGACUUAUCUGUACGGCAUUGCACCAAUGCUUACAUGUUGGUGUACAUCAGGGAAUCUAAACUUAGUAAGGUACUAAUGCGCAUGACCGACCAUGAUAUCCCCAAGCAACUCUGACAGAUGGAGAGAACCCAAGAAUCUGAAGCGAUGAGCUGCCAGUUUAGAAGGCAGAGAGAGCAGAAGGGGCUAAGGGAGCUGGUCAUGAUAGUGACAGAAGACCAGUUCUGUGGCCAUCAGGGCAAUGACAUGUACGAUGAAGAAAAAGUGAGGUAUACAGUGUUCAAAGUAUUAAAAAACUCAACACUAGCAGAAUUUGUCCAGAAUCUUUCACAAACUAUGGGGUUUCCCCAAGAUCAGAUCCGGUUAUGGCCAAUGCAGGCUAGGAGUAACGGUACGAAGAGGCCAGCAAUGUUGGACUAUGAAGCAGACUGCAGUAAAACUAUGAUUGAAUUGAGUGACAAUGAAAAUCCCUGGACGAUAUUUCUAGAAACUGUGGAUCCAGAGAUGGCUGCUAGUGGGGCGACAUUACCCAAAUUUGAUAAGGACCAUGAUGUAAUGUUGUUUCUGAAGAUGUAUGAUCCCAAAACAAGAAGUUUAAAUUAUUGUGGUCAUAUAUACACGCCUAUAGCUUGUAAAAUACGUGAUUUAUUACAAGUUAUGUGUGAAAGAGCAGGAUUUCCGCAAGGAACGAAUCUUAUCCUCUAUGAGGAAGUAAAACCCAAUUUAACUGAACGAAUUCAGGACUAUGAUGUGUCCCUUGAUAAAGCACUUGACGAGCUCAUGGAUGGAGACAUCAUAGUAUUCCAAAAGGAUGACCCAGAAAAUGACAGCAGUGAAUUACCUACAGCGAAAGAAUAUUUCAGAGACCUGUAUCACCGCGUUGAUGUCAUCUUCUGUGAUAAAACCAUUCCUAAUGACCCUGGAUUUGUUGUUACAUUGUCUAAUAGAAUGAAUUAUUUCCAGGUUGCGAAGACCGUUGCACAGAGACUCAAUACAGAUCCAAUGUUACUACAGUUUUUCAAGUCCCAAGGGCUGCCACAACAAGUUUCUGUACUCGCUGAUCUCCAAGCUUUCACACAUUUCCUCAAGAAACUAGCUUCCCCUGAGCCAGCAGCACAGAGUAAUCUUUCUAUUGACAUUAAUGUGUUUGACCAGAAACUUUUUCGCUGUAGAAAACUACAACUUGAAAUUGCUUAUCUUGAGGAGUGCUUAAGAAAGGAAAUAAUUCCGAAAGGGCUCAGACAGUGGAGGUACCCUGUCGGGUUAAUUGAACGGUCCGAAUUUCAUUAUGAACUUUUGGACUUAUUUAACAGACAAGGGUACGAAUUUAUUAAGGUCUUAAUUAAUUAUUACAAAUCAGAAGUUGCCUUACUAAAAAGUGAACUUGAAACUUUGGAACAUUCAAUUAAGUCUAGCGUUGAUUUUCCUCGCUACAAAUACGAGUACACGAGGAUUUUCAACAGUAUAGAAGCCACUAUGAUUAAACUGACUAAUGGUAAGAAGAAAAAAAUAGCAAGAGAUGUUCAGCAAUAUGCCAGUAACACUGCAUACCCCCCUCCACCACCUGUUUUCAACCCUAAUAAUUCUCAAGGUUCUUCCUAUGGGUUUAGGAAUAAUACCGAAGGUGGAGAUUCUAACAUCCCUCUUGUUGAAACUGACAUUCCUUCAGGGCAAGACUCUGUUCCUCGUAGAAAGUCUCCAGUUUGUUCAACCCGCUCCUACACCCUAACAUUCUUUCCUUCGAAAAAAAUGUGCGAAAUUGAUUUUAGAUCUUUGAACAUCAUUGGAUCAAGAAAUAGAAAAGCACGUCUUAAUAUUAAUGAAAAUGAACGUGAUUUUAUUAAACUUUUGAAGGACUGUAAGAUUAGGGUGAUGAAGCCAGAUAAGGGGGGUGGGUUGGUUUGUAUGGAUCAUAGCUCAUACGUUUCAAGUAUGAUGGAGCAUCUUGACACUAACAUAUACCAACUAGUUAGUUUAAAUGAAGUUAAUAAGGCCUACAAAAAAAUUAAGUGUAUAUUGGAUGACCUCUUUAUAGAAAUGGCCAUUGAUUUAGAUCUUUACAACUUUCUAACUAUGCCAGCUCCUAGGAUGGCAUCAUUGUUUGGAAUACCUAAGAUCCAUAAGAGGAUUGUUGAUCCACCGUUUAGACCUAUCGUUGACGGACGUGGAUCCAUCACUUAUGGAUGUGCUAAGUAUGUUGACAGCAUUCUUAGACCUUUAGUGGAGCAGGAACAACAAAUAUGUAGGGACUCUUGGAGUUUUCUUAAGGAGCUUAGUAAAAUUCCCUUCCAUCAUGAAUAUCAACUUUUGACAGUAGAUGUAAAGGACUUUUAUACGGUUAUUCCCCAAACUUUGGGGUUGGAGUGGAUUAAGGAUUUUAUGCAAUCAAGGAAAGUGAAUAACAACACGAUUUAUGUUGUAGAAACUCUCCUUGAGGAGAUAAUACUUUAUCCAGACAAGCAUGGCUGUGUGCGAGAUCUGUUAGAGGAAUGCAAGAAGGCUGUAGUACUGUCUGAGAAAGGAUCGGGCAGAUUAAGACUUUUAGAAAUUGUAAGCUAUAAAAUAAUCGGAGUUCAUCAAGAAGAGGAACUUUUAGAAUGUUUGUCACCUGCUACCAGCCGAACGUUCAGAAUAGAAGAAAUCCCUUUGGACCAGGCAGACAUUGAUAAAGAGAAUGAGAUGUUAAUCACAGUAGCACAUUUCCACAAAGAGGUCUUCGGAACAUUUGGUAUUCCAGUUUUACUUUUGAUCCGUCAGGGUGAACCCUUCAGAGAGGUGAUGAGACGGAUUCAGAGAAUGCUUGAUAUCCAAGAAAAAGAAUUUGAAAAGUUUAAGUUUGCCAUUGUAAUGAUGGGUCGACAUCAAUACCUCAAUGAGGAAGAGUAUAAAGUAAACUUGAAAGAUUUUGAGCCUCAACCUGGAAAUAUGUCUCAUCCUAGACCAUGGUUGGGGCUUGAUCAUUUUAAUAAAGCUCCAAAGAGAAGUCGUUACACGUACCUUGAAAAAGCAAUUAAAAUCCACAACUGACACAUCCAAGAGUACUAAAGAACAGAUCUGUGUGUGUGCACCUUUUAACUGCAGUAGAACUUUGGUACACGUGCACUAUGAAGUCUUCAGCAAGACGAUUGCUGCUGUUGCUAAUUUUAUUUUUUUGAGGCUGUUGAAUUUGGCUUCUGUAUCUGCUGAUUGGCCACUUUACUGAAGAAAAUGGGAAGAUGUUUUUAUAACGUGUGGAUACGGACGGGGAAUUUUAUUUGUAAAGUUUGUUUAUUUCAGGCAGUUGGCAGCAUAGUGAAGGAGCAGUUCAAUAGAACACCUGUCGCUGGCAAAAGUCUCUCGAAAAAGAAGCAACAUGGCUGCACAGUUGUACUGACUACCCUGUCGAUGCUGCCUUGUACUACCAUUGCACUUGACAGGUUUGUUUACACACUUUUCAGACUUCUUCCUACAGAGUAACAUUUAAUUUGUACAUUUGUAGAAUCCAACAUUCAGAGCCUAAGUAAGCUGUGUUACGCUUCAAGCUGUAAAAUGUUGGCACUUUACCAGGGAUUCAGUUUUUGACUGCAAUAUCUUUGGUCUCAAAGUCACCUUAGUAAGAAUACAUUCAUUUCAACCCCUUCCAUACCAAAUGAAGAGUGGCGUGUAACGGGAAGCUGUGGAAUACUUUGUGCCUGGUUUGGACAUUAUUGCUGGGGGUCUACUGUGCUGCCUGUUUACAAAGCUGAUAGCACUGAAAGAAUUUAAUGGGCGUUGGAGUGACGGUGGUGAAAAAUCUAAUGUAGUUACCACGCAGCAAAGGAUACAGCCUUUUUUAGCACAGAGGGCAUGCUCACUAAUGUUAAAUAGUAAGCUGUUGACUUUGUAAAAAUGAAAUUGUAUAUUUAAAGAAUGAACAUGUACAAUUUAACACAUGGAGGUUAAUUUUUGUUGGGCAAGUCUGCAAGUCAGUUUCACUGAUGUUGAUAUUCAUUGUGUGUAGUUUUAUUUCAGCCCCACACUCUCUUAUUAAUUUGAAGCUAUGGCAGCCGCGUGUCUAGUUUUGAGUGCAGUUAAAUAGAAUCUGCAUUUCACAACUUUAAUUUUACAUUCAACUCCAAUCUUUUUAAUUUUCCUGUAGCACAGUGUACAAUUCUUCCUGUAUAUUGCCUUUUUGCUGGAAAAUGUUGUAUGUUGAAUAAAAAUUUUCUAUAAAAA